Molecule: messenger RNA, 402 nt
Organism: Dovyalis caffra
Lineage: Eukaryota; Viridiplantae; Streptophyta; Magnoliopsida; Malpighiales; Salicaceae
Source: the annotation of a GenBank genome assembly
AUGGCGGUUCCGUUGCUUACGAAGAAGAUUGUUAAGAAGAGACUUAAGCAGUUCAAGAGACCGCAAAGUGACCGCAAGAUCUCUGUCAAGACAAACUGGCGUAGGCCAAAGGGUAUUGAUUCUCGAGUCCGAAGAAAGUUCAAAGGAUGUACUCUGAUGCCCAAUAUUGGCUACGGUUCUGAUAAGAAGACUCGCCAUUAUCUUCCAAAUGGGUUCAAGAAAUUUGUUGUCCACAAUGUGAAAGAGCUUGAAGUGUUGAUGAUGCACAACAGAACUUACUGUGCUGAGAUAGCACAUAAUGUGUCAACAAGGAAGAGGAAAGAGAUUGUGGAGCGAGCUGCUCAGCUUGAUAUUGUUGUUACUAACAAGCUUGCUAGGUUGCGUAGCCAGGAGGAUGAAUGA